AUGUCUACCCUCGCCCCCAUUAUCUGCGAUAAUGGAACAGGUUUCUCGAAAAUUGGUUUCGCAGGCAACUCCGAUCCGUCAUUCGUAUUCCCUACUGCGAUCGCCACGCGCGGUCCAGCAACGCAAGCGUCCCGAGGACCGUCCGUACCAUCAAAGCCCGGACAUCUAGCGACCAAGCGCGGCGUCGAGGAUCUCGACUUCUUCAUUGGAGAUGAGGCCCUCGCAAACGCAAAGACGCCCGGUUAUGGCGUCCACUACCCCAUCCGACACGGCAUGAUCGACAACUGGGACUACAUGGAACGUUACUGGGAGCAGACGAUCUUCAAGUACUUACGGGCGGAACCUGAGGACCACUACUUUCUCCUGACUGAACCACCCCUCAACCCUCCUGAGAACCGUGAACAAACCGCCGAGAUCUUCUUCGAAUCAUUCAACAUCAAAGGUCUCUACAUCGCUGUCCAAGCCGUCCUCGCGCUCGCCGCGUCGUGGUCCUCGAAUCGCGUCACGGACAGGACGCUGACCGGAACCGUCAUUGAUUCUGGCGACGGUGUCACGCACGUCAUCCCCUGCGCCGAGGGCUACGUUAUCGGCUCCGCCAUCAAGCACAUACCGAUCGCCGGCCGCGACAUCUCGCAGUUCGUGCUCAACCUCAUGCGCGAGCGCGGGGAGAUGUCGAGCGUGCCUCCUGAAGACCAGCUGCGCGUCGCUGGCAAGGUCAAGGAGAACUACAGCUACGUCUGUCAGGACAUUGUGAAGGAGUUCAGGAAGUAUGAUGCGGAGCCGUACAAGUACUUCGAGCGGUAUGAGGGCGAGGCUAGCGUUACUGGCCGAAAAUACUCUCUCGACGUCGGCUACGAGCGGUUCCUCGCGCCGGAGAUCUUUUUCAACCCGGAGAUUUACUCGUCCGACUUCCUUACUCCUCUUCCUGAUAUUGUCGAUGGUGUAAUACAACAGUCCCCAAUCGACGUCCGUCGUGGCCUCUACAAGAACAUCGUACUAUCCGGAGGUUCGACGAUGUUCCAGCACUUCGGGCAGCGUCUGAAGCGCGACCUCAAGCAACUCGUCGACCGCCGCCUCGAAGCCAGUGCCGCAAGCAGCGGAAGCGCAAUGAAAUCGUCUGGCGUGGAAGUCGAGGUCAUUUCGCACAAGCGCCAAAGAUAUGCCGUGUGGUUUGGUGGAUCUCUGCUUGCGUCUUUGCCCGAGUUUUACACGUCAUGCCACACCAAGGCACAAUACGAUGAGGUCGGCCCCAGCAUCUGCAGGCGAUACCAAAUCUUUGGCAGCGCGACCUAA
This is a messenger RNA of Punctularia strigosozonata HHB-11173 SS5, 1293 nucleotides long. RefSeq names its product actin-like protein Arp3. The coding region runs from base 1 to 1293 and encodes 430 amino acids. Gene Ontology annotation, molecular function: actin filament binding. Lineage: Eukaryota; Fungi; Basidiomycota; Agaricomycetes; Corticiales; Punctulariaceae. Gene Ontology annotation, biological process: Arp2/3 complex-mediated actin nucleation. The transcript is spliced from 9 exons. Gene Ontology annotation, cellular component: actin cortical patch; Arp2/3 protein complex. The record is from RefSeq and is a predicted model, not a curated record.